Molecule: messenger RNA, 2558 nt
Organism: Nerophis ophidion (straightnose pipefish)
Lineage: Eukaryota; Metazoa; Chordata; Actinopteri; Syngnathiformes; Syngnathidae
Product: oocyte zinc finger protein XlCOF8.4-like
Exons: 2
Coding region: 320-1579 (419 amino acids)
Biological process (GO): regulation of transcription by RNA polymerase II
Cellular component (GO): nucleus
Molecular function (GO): RNA polymerase II transcription regulatory region sequence-specific DNA binding; DNA-binding transcription factor activity, RNA polymerase II-specific
Source: RefSeq, a predicted model, not a curated record
UGACGUCACACAGGAGGAAGAACAAAACAAGAUGGCGUCUGGCGGAGAUUACGUUGUUUUGGUUAUUAUGGUUUCUAGGUCUUAAUUACAACGUACAUGUGCACAUGUGUGUCGUUUAACAGAGUAAACGUCGUUAUUAAUUGUUUGUAUGCGGAUACAUUAGUCUGAGUGCACUUUGACGUGCUAGCCUAGCCUGCUGGUUAGCUUAGCUUGUUAGCUGCUAACAAAGAGAGGCGGAAGUGAUCGACACAUCAAAGCAGAGAUCCAAUACGUCUGUGAAGAACAUCUUCACCCUGAGCAACAGAAGUGGAGCUUCAGGAUGCAGACGGAUGAGCCACAGGACAACCUCAUUAAGAAGGAAGAGGAGUACCCACUGAUCCCCCAUUUUAAAAAUGAAGAGGAACACCCACUAAUCCCCCAUUUUAAAGAGGAAGAGGAGGACCCACUGACACCCCAUUUUAAAAAGGAAGCAGUGGAUCCACAGACCCCUCACAUUAAGGCGGAAGAGGAAUACCCACUGAUCCCCCAUUUUAAAAAUGAAGAGGAACACCAAUGGCUACCCUUUUUUAAAGAUGAGAUGGAGGAACCACUGACACCACAUUUUAAAAAGGAAGAGGAGGACCCACUCACCCCCUACUUUAAAGAGGAAGAGGAGGACCAAGAGCCGCCGCACAUUAAAGAGGAAGAGGAGGAAGAGGGCAUCAGUCAGCCUAAAUGGUUGGAGGAGUUCCCAGUGACUGGUGUCCCUGUGAAGAGUGAAGAUGAUGAGGUGAAAGGUGAAAGUGAGGAGAGGGGAGGGGGGGAGCCUCCAAGCAGCAGCUCAACACAACACAUGACAACAGAAGCUGAUGGAGACCACUGUGGAGGAUCACAAGCAGACAAGCUCUUAGCUCCACUAUCAGAUAGUGAGGACACAACGUCACACUCUCCUGACACUGAUGAUGAAGACUCUAAAGAUGAUAAGACAUGUCACACUGACAACACUCACUUCACAUCUUCUCACUGUCACAAAACUUUUAAAUACCAUUGUAGUCUGAAAGUACACAUGAAAACACACACUGGAGAAAAACCUUUCUCUUGUUCAAUCUGUAGUAAAGGUUUUGCAGAAAGUCGAUAUUUGAAAGAACAUAUGAGAACACACACUGGUGAAAAACCUUUUUCCUGCUCAGAAUGUGGUAAAAGUUUUGUAAGAAAUGAACGUUUAAAUGCACACAUGAGAUCACACACUGGAGAAAAACCUUUUUCAUGUUCAAUCUGCGGUAAAGAUUUUACUCGAAGGGACCAUUUCAAAAAACACAUGAGAAUACACACUGGAGAACAACCUUUUUCAUGUUCAAUAUGCGGUAAAUAUUUUGCUCGAAAGAACUACUUUAAAAUACACAUGAGUACACACACUGGUGAAAAACCUUAUACUUGUUCAGUAUGUUGUAGAAGUUGUAUACAAAGUAUGCAUUUGAAAAUACACAUGAGAACUCACACUGGAGAAAAACCUUUUUCAUGUUCAAUCUGCAGUAAAGAUUUUACUCAAAUGCACCAUUUCAAAGCACACAUGACAAGACACACUGCAGACAAACCUUAAACAUGUUCAGUGUGUUGUAAAAGUUGUAUACAAAGUCCGUAUUUUGAAUAGACUCAUGAGAAGACACCCAGGAGAGAAAGUGUUGAGUUGCAGUGUGUGUGGUGAAAGAUUGUCUUCUAAGUAGCAGUGUAAGAAACACAAGUGUGCUGGUGAGAACAGCAGCAGCAAAUGAAACUGCAGGAUUUGAAAUAAACUGUCAAAUCUUAACUUCGACUUUGUAACAACAUCAGCACAUAGAUUCUAACAUUUAUAGAUUAGAUAUUUCAGAUUAUUGCUUUUUUCAGUCAAGUACAUGUUUUAAUAUACACCAUUGUGUACUUUUAUUUAAAAAUGAACACCACACUUUGACUGUAAAGAUGAGAAUAAACAGGACAAAACAUGUUACGAAUACUUUUUAUGUGUAUAGAGAUAUUCAGAAAUCAUGUUUGAUUUUUAAUGAUGUUGUAGAGUAACUCCUUUAAAUGAUGUACAUAUUUGUUUUACAUGUGUUCAUACCUUUGCUUUUGAAUACACAAAAAUCCCUCUUAGUUCAUAUUUAGUGGUUCACACUUGAAACAUCUUCUGGACCACUUCUGGAAACAUAUUAUUAUUUACUUUAUACAUCAUUUAAACAGUUGUCUUUUAUACAAUAUCAUUUACUUUUAAAAUCUGUGACUUUAUGAAUCAUUUGUUGGCUCUCAAUAAUCCAUUCUUUUAAUUAUCUUUAUUACUCUCCUUUGUAAUAUGAAUAUUGUUUUAUAUGUAUGUCCCCUUUAUGCAAUAUGUAGAUUACAGAAAAUGGCAACAUUAUAUGUGGAAGGUUAUGAAGGAUAGUUUUGUUUUUAAUAAUCUACAUUUCUUAUUUUUUUUUAAAACUACACAUGACAAUUUUUUUUAAAAAGGUGUUUAUGAUUUUGUUCCCCCUUUUUUAGAAUCCCUCAAACAUUAUAAAUUUCAGAAAACAUGGGGAAGUUUGGAUUGUUAGGGAAAAGUCAAUAAA